This is a messenger RNA of Candoia aspera, 744 nucleotides long. It is a transcript of the gene SCRT2, whose product is annotated as scratch family transcriptional repressor 2. The coding region runs from base 1 to 744 and encodes 247 amino acids. The transcript has 2 exons. The record is from RefSeq and is a predicted model, not a curated record. NCBI's taxonomy places the organism in Eukaryota, Metazoa, Chordata, Lepidosauria, Squamata, Candoiidae. Gene Ontology annotation, biological process: regulation of DNA-templated transcription. Gene Ontology annotation, molecular function: RNA polymerase II cis-regulatory region sequence-specific DNA binding; DNA-binding transcription factor activity, RNA polymerase II-specific.
AUGGCCCAGGCUGCACCCGAGGAUUACCGGGAACGAUACCUCCCGGCCUGCCUCCCCAACUCAGGUCACAGAAAUGAGAAGAAGAAAGCGAGACGCCACACGGCCUCUUCGGACCCCCUUUAUACCCCGACCCAGGAGGACUACAGUGACCCGGAGAGCCCGCAGUCCAGCCUCUCUUCCCAGUAUUUCCAGGGCGAAGUGGCCGUCACCGAGAGCUACUCGAUGGAUGCCUUCUUCAUCAUCGACGGGCGGUCCCGCCGGCGGGGCGAGGGCCCUCGGCGCGGGGGCCACCGCCACGCCUGCCCCGAGUGCGGCAAGACCUACGCCACCUCGUCAAACCUCAGCCGCCACAAGCAGACGCACCGCAGCCUGGACAGCAAGAUGGCCAAGAAGUGCCCGACAUGCAGCAAAGCCUACGUCUCCAUGCCGGCCUUGGCCAUGCACCUGCUGACGCACAACCUCAAGCACAAGUGCGCGGUCUGCGGCAAGGCCUUCAGCCGGCCGUGGCUGCUGCAGGGACACAUGCGCUCCCACACGGGGGAGAAGCCCUUCGGCUGCUCCCACUGCGGCAAGGCCUUCGCAGACCGUUCGAACCUGCGCGCCCACAUGCAGACCCACUCGGCCCUCAAGCACUACCGCUGCGCACAGUGCCAGAAGACAUUUGCCCUCAAAUCCUACCUCCACAAACACUACGAAUCUGCCUGCUUCAAGGGGGCCGAGCACGCCUGCCCGGCAGGCAACUGA